Molecule: messenger RNA, 366 nt
Organism: Penicillium salamii
Lineage: Eukaryota; Fungi; Ascomycota; Eurotiomycetes; Eurotiales; Aspergillaceae
Source: the annotation of a GenBank genome assembly
AUGUCUUGCAACGGUACCAAAUUCAACCCCGACAAAGACAUCCCUGACCUGAGUGGGCAGGUUAUCUUGGUCACUGGAGGUAAUGCAGGCCUCGGCUUCGAGACAAUCAAAGAACUUUCCAAACACCGUCCUGCACACAUCUAUCUCGCGGCACGAUCUGCGGAGAAGGCAGUCAAAGCGAUCCAGGAUAUGAGAGAAUCCGACGACGUGACGGCACCCAUCUCAUUCCUCCCACUUGAUCUAUCAUCAUUCGAUAGCGUCAAAAAGGCAGCCUCGAAAUUCAACCAAGAAGAGUCUCGCUUGGACAUCCUCAUCAACAAUGCCGGUAGCAUGAUGACUGCAGAAGGUUUGACACAGGAAGGGUAG